AAAGAUCAUUCUCAUUGCCUUCUCUUAUCUAACACUCGAAUCUUUGCAGUAAAAUGGCUCCUAAAAAGCCUGAACCAAAGAAAGUGGCAGCCAAGCCAGCGCCCCCUCCAGAGCCAGAGAAACCUAAGGAACCUGAGUUUGACCCAAAAAGCCUUACGAUUGAGUUUACACCUGAACAGAUUGAAGAAUUUAAGGAGGCAUUCUUGCUGUUUGACAGAACACCGACCGGUGAAAUGAAGAUCACCUAUGCCCAGUGUGGUGAAGUCAUGAGGGCAUUGGGCCAAAACCCCACAAAUGCAGAGGUCCUGAAAGUACUGGGCAAACCAAAGCCUGAGGAAAUGACCUCCAAUCUGAUUGACUUUGAGACGUUCCUACAUAUGUUCCAACAUGUGUCCAAGUCCAAAGAUCAGGGCACUUUUGAGGACUUUGUUGAGGGGCUGCGAGUGUUUGACAAGGAAGGAAAUGGCACUGUAAUGGGAGCCGAACUUCGACAUGUACUUGCAACUUUGGGUGAGAAAAUGACAGAAUCAGAGGUUGAACAGCUGAUGACCGGACUGGAAGAUGGAGACGGUUGUGUUAACUAUGAAGCAUUUGUUAAACACAUCAUGACUGUGUAAACUAAAGAGGAACAAAUGUGACAGACCUCUACUGUUAUCAACAGACCCUCAGCCCAGUUCUUUCUUCUCUUGCCCUGUAGUUUUUCUGUUUAUGUGAUUUUGUCAUUGCGUUGACAUUUGUUUUGUGUUGCACAGAUGCUCACACAUCCAGAGAUUAAAACUCACAGGUUUGAUUGGAGAGAGAGAGAGAGAGAGCAAUAAAAUAAAAUUAACACUG
Messenger RNA from Xyrauchen texanus (razorback sucker), 834 nucleotides. It is a transcript of the gene myl4, whose product is annotated as myosin, light chain 4, alkali; atrial, embryonic. Lineage: Eukaryota; Metazoa; Chordata; Actinopteri; Cypriniformes; Catostomidae. Bases 54 to 617 code for a protein of 187 amino acids. Gene Ontology annotation, cellular component: myosin II complex. The record is from RefSeq and is a predicted model, not a curated record. Gene Ontology annotation, molecular function: calcium ion binding. The transcript is spliced from 7 exons.